Messenger RNA from Arabis nemorensis, 195 nucleotides. NCBI's taxonomy places the organism in Eukaryota, Viridiplantae, Streptophyta, Magnoliopsida, Brassicales, Brassicaceae. The record is from the annotation of a GenBank genome assembly.
AUGUCUUUUAAUUUGUGGUUCCACUCCGUUUUUGAAGAAACGCCGUACCAAUUUAUCAAGUACUGUGAAAACCGGGAUGUCGCCUUUCAACAAAUCACUACGACCGGCAUCGAUACUUUGGGUGGGCUUAUUGUCCUUGGAGCCGAGAUCGACCUCAACAUCUCUGUCAACACGUUCGAGCAGCACGAGGCCUGA